AUGAAAGUUCCAGACUUCCACACGCUUCUUCUAGCAGGUCUUGGGAUUUCAAGAGGAGGCCGAGACAACAACGCAGGUCCGGAGCCUUUCUUGAGGCGAUGUCGGCAACUUUGGCAGAGUCUCCGGCCCUCUCUGCUCAAGAGAGACUCCGUGAUCGAGUCUGCGCAGUCGGUGCCUACGCCUGAUCCGCUGCAGCCCCCAAGCUGGACUCGCUACACAUCCACAGCAUCCACAGCAUCCACAGCAAACCAGCUUCGUGUCAGAUCCAAUGCCGCCGAGAUGCACCGGGAGCUGCACAGUUCUUGUGCACAACCAUUCUGGGGAAGAUUGCUGAGGCCAGCGAGGCCCAAAGAAAGCACUGUCAUCCCUAGCAGGGUUUGCAUGCCCGUUCCAAUGAAGCGCUGGUUGGGAACCUCCCCCCCGUCAGUGGCCGAACUGUCCUUACGUGGUGGCCAGCCCUUUGUGUUGUAUGAGUAUGUCGAGGAAUUCCCUCCACUUCUUCUGGGUGUGGGAAUGAGCCACCAAGUCGGGUCCUACUACGUGCCGCACGCACCAAGGAAGAGCUUCGAGGGCCAGGCAUUGGGCCCCUUAGGAUGUCGCUGCCCUGUUGCCUUGCAAGAUGCAGUUCUGCCAGGGAUCUCUUCCAAAGUACGGCUGCAGCCAGGUCAGGGCAUGUCAACCAUGGAGUCUUUGCUCCAGAGAGCACCACUCUUCCGCCAUAAACUUGAGAACAAGUUUCUUCUGGUGCAAAGUCGCGGUCUCUCAGCAACAUGGGGACUGUAUUUGCGACGCCUGGAGACGUGUUGUCUGGUGGGACAAAGCGAACCAAAGAAGCGCGUCCCAAGCCCCCAGAGCAAGGAGUAUGCGCUGCUCCGCAACGAAUGCAUCCGCCGCAUGUACGCUGAGGCCAAGAGGAAAUGGCAGAGGGAAUCUUCGGGAGACAUUUCUGGAGACCUGGGCGAAGCCAUCUUCGAGGAGGUGGCCGAGAGCGUCUUCCAGUGGUUUCCCGAGGUCUCGGCGAACUCCGUGGCCGAGCUGAGAGGGUCCGGAGGCUCCGAGAAGCCCGGGAAGCCGAUUUCACUACCAGAAGUGGUCUCUCUGCUGGAUGCGGCACGGAGAGGUCAAGAGCGCCUGCAAGAACUGGGCAUUGACAUAAACACCGACGACAAGAAAGUCUACAAAGCCAUGCAGGAACUGGAGAAGCUCGAGCAGCACCGCGAGAGCGCUGGAAAAGGCGGGGAGUCCAACCUUCUCUUCUGCGCUCGCUGGGUUCUAGAGCAGCUGCAGCUGGCCCCGUGGCACCUCACUCUGCAAGUGCUGAAGGAUGGCAGAAAUGCCGACAGAGAGAGGGGAGCUUCUCGGAGUUUGGCAAUUGUGGGGCCGGGCGAUCCCAGCGCCCGCCUGGAAGCGGCAAGCUUCUUGUCAGUGGGCCCCAAGGAGCUGGGCGACUGCAUCGAGUUGGCUGCCUUGCAGCGACUCCCUGACGCAGAGCUUCGCGGGCGUUUGCGGGCAAAGUUUCCGGAGAGGAUGUUUCGCUCACUCAGCCGCUGGGAUCGCAUCUCCUUGUUGUGCCGAUCCCUGAGCACCGAAGAGGCAACCGGGCAUAUUGCUGUGACUGGCUGGAGCGGGGCGAGCCUAGUCGCCAAGGACGCAAAGGAUGCGAAGCAGGAGCAAAAGAACCUCAAGCGCAAGCAUGCCAGCCUGCUGCAAGAAGCCUUCGAGCGGCAGGCGGCAGCGCUCUCUGCUGAAGCUUCAGAAUCUUUGGAUGCCUCUGGAGAGGAGGGACCGGACGGUCAAGACUUGCUUGAUGAGCAAGAUUGGCUUGCUGCGUUGGCAGAAGGCCCCGGAGCCGCAGCCUUCGAAACUCCGAGCAGGCCGGACAAGGCGGACAAGGCGGACAAGGCGGACAAGGCGGACAGUGAUCAAAUGGAGCUCCUGAAGAUGCGCCAAACUCUUGGCAUCGACAGCGAGAAGUCGAAGGAAACGCAGCCGUCACAGACUGCGGCGGAAUCCAAGAUAUCCAACCCGCAAGUUGCUCAAGAGUCCGAGAAGCCCCAGGCUCCCCAGGAGUGGGAGCCCCCCGGGCAGAAGGAACUCCCGCAAGCAAUGCAAAGAGAAGAGCAACGAGUGCAAACAAUGCAAACAAUGCAAGCACAAUCGGAUGGAACCGUCAAGACGGUCAAGGUUUUGAAGGUUGUGACUUUGCACAAGACGACGGCGGGCUUCAAAGAGAAAGUCAUGUACGUGGUUGGUGAGGAGAACAUCAAUCUCUACAGAGGGCUUCAGUCGCAAGACGCCCCUCAGGGCCUUGCCAUGAGCCCGAUGAGCCCGGGCACAUCAAAGCGCAGGACUCGGACCCUGUCAGGGGCAUCAUCUGGUUGGGACUCAGACAGCUCCAGUGAGGGGCCAGGUCAAGCAAGAUCACGUGCGCGGAAGGCGCAGUCCAGGCGCAGCUCGCAAGGACACAAAGGACACAAAGGACACAAAGGACACAAGCGUCAGAAGAUAGCCAGUGUCUCCAGCAAAGCCAGCGUUUCUGGAAAGGGCGAUGCACCGUGCUCCGACAAAUCGGACAUAGCACGGCCUUCGCGGCCUUCGCGGCCUUUGGAUCCCCAAUCAGAUCCAGCGGACCGAACGCAGAAACGCUUUCGCCUUGCUUAG
Symbiodinium natans is the source of this 2661-nucleotide messenger RNA. The record is from the annotation of a GenBank genome assembly. Lineage: Eukaryota; Dinophyceae; Suessiales; Symbiodiniaceae.